This is a messenger RNA of Aphanomyces astaci, 1315 nucleotides long. RefSeq lists its product as hypothetical. The coding region runs from base 195 to 1229 and encodes 344 amino acids. Gene Ontology annotation, biological process: protein dephosphorylation. The transcript is spliced from 5 exons. Gene Ontology annotation, molecular function: protein serine/threonine phosphatase activity; cation binding. The record is from RefSeq and is a predicted model, not a curated record. Lineage: Eukaryota; Oomycota; Saprolegniomycetes; Saprolegniales; Verrucalvaceae.
CUUUCAGUGAGAGAGAUCCAUGAUGUUUGGCAACGGGCGGCGCGCGUUCAAGCGGUGGAGGUGGUCAGUCCCCGUCGGCCUAUCCCUCCACGAUGACGUUUAUCUCAUGGAACUUGUAGACGCUUUCCACGUUUCCUCUGUGCGCGAUUGCACUCACUGCCGCUGUUGUGACGUCAUGCGUGGCGAAUGUCCACAUGGAAGGGGCUCCUCCGUUUGACGACGCAGCCCAAGCGAUGCGAGAUCGUAUCGAGGCGAGAAACACUGCCAGUCGAAAACGAGCAUCCCAAGCGCGCCAGUACACUUCGGCUCCUAGUACGCCAUCAUCCACUCCAUCGUUGACCACGUCGCACUCCAUCUCCAAGUGGAACCGCAGCCCCGCCGACGCCACGGACGUACUCGAUGCCGACACCCUCGCCAAAUUGCAUCUGUCGGUGGCAAGCGCCUCUGAUAUCGGCAAACGAUCGUACUUGGAAGACCGCAUCACCACUGUCACUUUCGACCACCCCACCACCCUGGAGCCACUAGCGUUUGUGGCCGUGUUUGACGGCCAUGGCGGGACUCGAUGUGCGGACUUCCUUCAACAUGGACUACUUCCGCAGCUCAAGCAUCACUUGCUCCAUCGGUCCUUUCACGAUGCGCCGCACGAGUCCAUGUCGAUGGCAAUGCAAUCGGCCUGUCGUGACGCGGACAAGGCGUUCCUGGGCUCCCAUCUCGCCGACGACAGCGGGUCGUGCGCAGUGUUUGCGCUGAUUGGCAAGGAUAAAUGGGUGGUGGGUAACGUAGGCGACUCGCAGGUCGUGCUGAGCCGGCACGGCCGUGCAGUGGACCUGUGCGUGGCACAUUCGCCGCAACAUCCUGACGAACGCGCGCGGAUUCUGGCCGCGAACGGUCACAUUGUGCAGGACCGGUUCAUCUUUGGGUACCUGGGAGUGUCGAGGUCGUUUGGCGAUCGGUUCGUCAAGGUGGAACGUCCUGUGGUGAUCACCACCCCCGACGUCGUAAGCGGAGGAAGCCGCCAUUUGCAUCCCGGGGACGAGUUCCUGCUCCUCGCGUGCGACGGUCUGUUUGAAGUGUUUACGCCGCAGGAAGCAGUGGAUUUCGUCGCGCACCACCGCAGUGUGAACCAGAUGACGCCCCAAGCGAUCUGUGACUUGCUCGUGCACACUGCGAUUGAAAAUGGAUCCCAAGAUAACGUAAGCGUCGUCCUGGUCAUGCUGCAAUCUCCAUAAGAACGUGAAUGAGAGCAUGAAGAAUUCCUUCUCUGCACAGACCUUGAACUCACGAGGUCCAUAUGAUCGUCGUCCACUCUGUCGCC